Xyrichtys novacula (pearly razorfish) is the source of this 300-nucleotide messenger RNA. Lineage: Eukaryota; Metazoa; Chordata; Actinopteri; Labriformes; Labridae. The record is from the annotation of a GenBank genome assembly.
AUGUCAAACUCCAAAGCCUGUCAUAGACGCUUCAAUGCCAAAUGUAAUGUACAUAGUAUGAACAACAUUCGAGCUCCUGAGACUUUUUUGAUCAGUGUUUGUUACCGGAUCUGUUUUAGCGCUGUCCGAGCGUGCUGCGGCUCGAAACCCAGAGAUAGACUGACCGCAGUGGAGGCUGAUUUCCUCUUAGAAGGCUGUAUUUUACACAGACCUCUGAGCUGUGCCUUUUUCUAUGCAAUAGAUCACAAAGAGAGAAACAGUCAGCUGAUCACUGUAUUGGGAUACAAAUGUGGACUGUAG